Hyla sarda is the source of this 1720-nucleotide messenger RNA. It is a transcript of the gene C10H1orf159, whose product is annotated as chromosome 10 C1orf159 homolog. The record is from RefSeq and is a predicted model, not a curated record. The coding region runs from base 702 to 1301 and encodes 199 amino acids. The transcript has 12 exons. Lineage: Eukaryota; Metazoa; Chordata; Amphibia; Anura; Hylidae.
GACGGCAUUCCAUUUCCGCCGGAUACAAUUAACAGGGGCAGAAACGUAGUGUGGACCUACACUGGAGAUAUUUCACAGAAGGCACCCUAAGGCCAUGUUCACAUGGCAGAAUUUUUACGUAAUAUCUACCCGGAAAGUUUUCCCAGCUGGCGCCAGGACUGCAUGGAAAUGCGCCAUCUCCAUAGAAAGAAAUACAUUUCCAAGCAGAUUCUGCAGAUGGUAUUGACAAGUCUAGAGGCUAGAAUUAGGAUUUCUGUGGCAGAUAGCUCUGUACCUUGCAUGGUGCAGCACAAUCCCACUAAAAGAACAAUGGGCUAUGCUGCAACAAAAUUUCCGAUCUAAAUUUUUUUCACCGGAUUCUGCUCGGAAAUUUUGCCAUGUCAAUACGGCCUGAUGUGUUCCAGGAAGGAAGUGCACAGUGAGGGACUUCCUGGCACACGCCUCACGUCACCGAGAGCUCACCACCAGACCUCAGUUCCUGACGGAAGCUACGACUGAUGUCCCUGUCCCAGCGGCACCAUUGUGAUUGGGUUCACAUUAACCAACUGGAACAUUCAGAAGUCGGGAUCUGCAUUUCAAGAAAGGUCCUUGCAUGUGAGACUCAUCCAGUCGACUAGAGAUAACGUCCCUGGUUACAUAGCAACCAGUCGCGAAAAAAAAAAAAAAUUCAUGGGUAAAAAGAUUUCGCUUUAAUUCCAAGAAUGGCUGUGGCCUGUCUUGUUUUCCUGGGCAGGUUCAUCAUGAAUUCCGUGGGAGAAUCGACUAACUUUUUGGUCUCUGACUGCUGUAGUGACAGACUGAUCUUAAGCGAUUCCUGCCCUGUAGAUAUGCGAUGCAGUCCAGGAUGUUAUCAGGUAUGGACAAACAAUGGAAGCUUCUCCUGUAUUAAAUGUACAAAUGAAACCGGCUUAGAUGUGUUUCAGAAUCUGACAGCGUGCAGACUUGUUUCCACUCAAGCAUCGGAAAUCCACAUGAAUAUCAGCACAGCUCCAUCUGUUCCUCAUCAUUUGAGUAAUCCUGGGGUGGCUGCAUCUCUGCUGCUAGGAACGCUCUUCAUCAGCCUCUUCCUUGUUUUUUCGGUGGCCUCAUUCUUUUACCUCAAGCGCUCGCAUUUGCUACCGGAAAUAUUCUACAGGAGAAAUAAAGCAUCUAUCUUUCAGCCCAAUGAAAUGGCAUCCAUGAUUCCAGAACCAAAUACUUCAGGAAGAAAACCAAGAUAUGUCAGACGUGAAAGAACGCACAAAGCAGCGGCCCCAGUGUUACUGGAUCCUUCUGCUGACAUGCAAAUAAGCAACGUGUGACAUAAUGUGGGGGUGCAACCUGGAACGUUCUAGAUUAUUUGCCUUGUUCCACUGUCGAGCAGAAGGAGUGCUGUAUAGAUAAGUGGACUGUAAAGUAACAGACUCCGCACUGAAGGAGCCAAGGAACUGACAUUUCAGCCUUCGUGGCAAGGGACUUUUUUAUAUUAAUUUGCUAUUUAAUUGUAUAUCUUUGUCAAGCGUCUUCUUGAAGAAACAGGGAGAUGCCACUGCUCAUCCAACGCACUGAAUAAUGUUCUGUCUAGUGAAAGUGUUAGACUGAUAAAUAUAUAUUAUUAUAUUUUGUAAUGAGUUUCUAUGUAUUAUGAGCAACUGCAGUUUGUGUUUUUAAUGUGGAGAGUUACUUUGUAUUUUUAAUAGAUUUCAAUGGCUUUAAUAAAUUAAAGGGAAAUGUAUUUUCU